This is a messenger RNA of Dovyalis caffra, 714 nucleotides long. The record is from the annotation of a GenBank genome assembly. NCBI's taxonomy places the organism in Eukaryota, Viridiplantae, Streptophyta, Magnoliopsida, Malpighiales, Salicaceae.
AUGGAAUCACACAAGGAAAGUGAGAUCAACGGCCCUCAUUCUAUGGGAACCACCAUCAUCGGCGUCACGUACAACGGUGGUGUCGUCCUCGGUGCCGAUUCUCGCACCAGCACUGGAGUUUAUGUUGCAAAUCGAGCAUCUGAUAAAAUUACUCAGCUUACUGAUAAUGUCUACUUGUGCCGCUCUGGAUCUGCUGCGGAUUCUCAAACUGUGUCUGAUUAUGUGAGAUAUUUUCUACAUCAACACACGAUACAAUUGGGGCAGCCGGCGACAGUUAAGGUUGCUGCUAAUCUUGUUAGGUUGUUGUCUUACAAUAACAAGAAUAUGUUGCAAACUGGAAUGAUUAUUGGGGGUUGGGAUAAGUAUGACGGAGGUAAAAUUUAUGGAGUGCCUCUUGGAGGGACACUUUUGGAGCUGCCUUUUACACUUGGAGGAUCAGGAUCCUCUUACUUGUAUGGUUUCUUCGAUCAAGCAUGGAAGGAAGGGAUGACCCAAGAAGAAGCUGAGCAAUUAGUGGUGAAAGCAGUCUCUCUUGCUAUUGCUCGUGAUGGUGCAAGUGGUGGUGUUGUUCGGACUGUCACUAUAAACUCAGAAGGGGUGACAAGAAAGUACUACCCUGAGGACAAGCUCCCCCGAUGGCAUGAGGAGCUGGAGCCACAGAACUCCUUGUUGGACAUAUUGUCAUCAUCCAGUCCUGAGCCAAUGAUCUCUUAA